Messenger RNA from Phacochoerus africanus (Common warthog), 1947 nucleotides. It is a transcript of the gene SLC25A10, whose product is annotated as solute carrier family 25 member 10. Gene Ontology annotation, biological process: phosphate ion transmembrane transport; mitochondrial transport; succinate transmembrane transport. Gene Ontology annotation, molecular function: oxaloacetate transmembrane transporter activity; thiosulfate transmembrane transporter activity; antiporter activity. Bases 119 to 1024 code for a protein of 301 amino acids. The transcript has 11 exons. The record is from RefSeq and is a predicted model, not a curated record. Lineage: Eukaryota; Metazoa; Chordata; Mammalia; Artiodactyla; Suidae. Gene Ontology annotation, cellular component: mitochondrial membrane.
GGGCCGGGUUGAGUCCGUCCGGGGCGGAGCGGGGGCAAGGCGGCGUCCGGGCUUCUCGCGUCGGGGUCCGGGCCGAGCGUCUGCACUCCUCCGCGGCGGCGGCGGGGGCGUUCGGGCCAUGGCGGCCGAGGCGCGCGUGUCGCGCUGGUACUUCGGCGGACUGGCGUCCUGCGGCGCCGCCUGCUGCACGCACCCACUGGACCUGCUCAAGGUGCACCUGCAGACGCAGCAGGAGGUGAGGCUGCGCAUGACGGGCAUGGCGCUGCGGGUGGUGCGCUCUGACGGCCUUCUGGCGCUCUACAACGGCCUGAGCGCCUCCCUAUGCAGACAGAUGACCUACUCCCUGACUCGCUUUGCCAUCUACGAGACCGUGCGGGACCAGGUGGCCAAGGGCAGCCAGGGCCCCCUGCCCUUCUACAAGAAGGUCUUGCUGGGCUCCAUCAGCGGGUGCAUUGGUGGCUUCGUGGGGACUCCUGCGGACAUGGUCAAUGUCAGGAUGCAGAAUGACAUGAAGCUGCCCUUGGAUCAGCGCCGCAACUACGCCCACGCCCUGGACGGCCUGUACCGCGUGGCCCGCGAAGAGGGUCUGAAGAAGCUGUUCUCGGGCGCGACCAUGGCGUCCAGUCGAGGGAUGCUGGUCACCGUGGGCCAGCUGUCCUGCUAUGACCAGGCCAAGCAGCUGGUCCUCAGCACGGGGCACCUGUCUGAUGGCAUCUUCACUCACUUCAUUGCCAGCUUCAUCGCGGGUGGAUGCGCCACGGUCCUCUGCCAGCCCCUGGACGUGCUCAAGACCCGCCUGAUGAACGCCAAGGGCGAGUACCAGGGGCAGGGGUCCAGCUCUCGUGUCGCUUCGCGUCUUCCGCAGGGGGUCCUGCACUGCGCCAUGGAGACGGCCAAGCUCGGGCCCUUGGCCUUUUACAAGGGCCUCGUGCCAGCCGGCAUCCGCCUCAUGCCCCACACCGUGCUCACCUUCGUGUUUCUGGAACAGCUUCGCAAACACUUUGGCAUCAAGGUGCCGUCCUGAUGUGGCCUCCGAGCGGCCGGGUCACGCCCAGCGCCCCCCCCCCCGCAGUUUCUUCCGGCGUCCAGGAGGGGGCGGCCAAGCUCGGCCUGAGCCCCGCCCCUGCCGCCGCGCCCCGGCCCCUCCCCCCAGCGCCGGGCCUCACCCCCGCCUGCCUGGGGGUCCGGAGACCAUCCACCCUUCCCGAGCUGCCAGCUUCACCUCCUCCCGCUGCCUACCUGGCAUCCAGCAGCUGCUUCUCUGCACAGUGACCCCUCUGAGGCGGGGGUGGAGGGGGGGUGCCACAUCCAGGGGUUUCUUUGUCCCCAAGUAGGCAGUGAACCCUGGAGCUGGGGAGGGUCUGGGCCCUGCCUCUUCUCCAAGCCCCCGAAUCUCUUCCUCUCAGGAAGCCCAGCUCCUGCAGGGUCUUCCAGCAGCUUCCGCUGCAGACGUGGGUGGCAGGAGAGGGGGUCCCCCAGCUUCACUCGCCAAACAUGUGCACACGCUCUUUCACCCUAGGAGAGGGACCAUAGCUUUAUGAGGUUAUCCGGGGUGGCGGGGCCCCACAGCUCCCAGACCAGUGCAGAAUGAGCACCCGGGAGGGAGCUCCGGGUUUCAGGAGCCCUGGCCACCCCUCCCCCAGUUGCUCUAACACUUACCAAAACCUUUUGGUGCUGGAAGGCUGCUGCUGUCCUCAGGGAGUGAGCGGUGUCCGUGCGUGGCUCCCUGGGCAGGAGUGGCAGCACCGCAGGGGUGGCCAUCUGCACAGCAGUCACCUGUCAGGCCCCCAGCAGCUGAUCAGCCAAAGUGCCACCACCUAGGUUCUGCCACCAAAACAGCCUGCUGAGGUCACCUGGGCACCGUGCCCCCUCCCCCUCCUCCCAGCAGGUGGCCAGCAGGGCCCCGUCGCCCUGCCAGGGGGUUAAUAAAGGUUGGGGGCCUGCCAA